AUGUCCUCCCUACAACUGCAAGAGCCCACCCCAACAAUAACCAGCUUUGCGCUGCACACCAUGGGCCCCUCUCUACAAGGCUACCUCGACAUAAAAGUGCACCACCUCGUGCCUUCCCAACCUUGGACCGAAAUAGAAGUUGUAGGCCACCAUACCCGUUCCGCGCCAGCCAUCAUCUACAACCUCGAAAAGACCGACAAAUCUUUCAACUUUCAACGACCCACCGCCACGAUCCUGGGAGAGGGAAAACUACGCAUCAAUUGUUUUCCAGGGAGAGACUAUGUAAAACACUAUGCCAAUAUCGUAGCGACGCAUUUAGCAAUCGAGGGGAAAGACCCGGGCAUCGUAAAGAUUACACUACCCCAAGAAAACGCAGGGUAUGAAGAAUUCAUGAACUCGAAUCUGAGGGGUUUAGCAGGGGACAAAACAAAUCUGGUAAUUGUAGGAUCGAUUCCGAGAGAUACAUUGAGAUCAACAGAACCGUGGAAAGAUGAAGAAGAUGAGAAUGAGUUAUUUUCAUGGCAGACGGUUACGAAGAAGAAUGGAUUCAAAGUCACGAUAUUGAAAUGUCGAACGAGUUUCUGGGGGGAUUUGGCGGGGAAUCUCGUGAGAUGUGUGAAGGAAAUCUGUGGGGAUUCUUUGCAAUGCGUGAUCUAUGUUGGGAAACUAGGCGCGUUGGCGCAGGAAUAUACGCCUAAUAGGACGUUGGCGACGGGCUCGAAGAGUUUCGUUAAUGGGGAGUUGGUCGAGUGGGAAAAUCCGAUGAGUGGGGAGAUUCUGGGGAAGGUGGCCAGAGGUGUGCAUUAUACGUCGGCUUCGGUGCUGGAUGAAGAUCAUGCGUGGUUGGAAAAGGUGAGGAAGGAGUUUUGUUGGGUGGAUCCGGAGAUUGGUCAUAUGGCUGUGGCGGCGAGGGAAAAGGGGGUAGGGUUUGGGUUUUUGCAUGUGGUGUCGAAUAAUUUGGCCGGGGGGUUUGAGUUUGAUUUGGCGAAUGAAAGGGAGAGGGUGGUGGUUGAUGAUAGGGUGGUAAUGAAUAAGUGGAUUGAGAGAAUUUUGAAUGGCUUUGUGGAAGAGUUGGAUGAGAAAGUAGGGGGAAAAGCCUAA
This is a messenger RNA of Botrytis deweyae, 1101 nucleotides long. RefSeq lists its product as uncharacterized. The record is from RefSeq and is a predicted model, not a curated record. The coding region runs from base 1 to 1101 and encodes 366 amino acids. Lineage: Eukaryota; Fungi; Ascomycota; Leotiomycetes; Helotiales; Sclerotiniaceae. The transcript has a single exon.